Molecule: messenger RNA, 3981 nt
Organism: Pichia membranifaciens NRRL Y-2026
Lineage: Eukaryota; Fungi; Ascomycota; Pichiomycetes; Pichiales; Pichiaceae
Exons: 1
Coding region: 192-3875 (1227 amino acids)
Source: RefSeq, a predicted model, not a curated record
UGACGACUUGACUCAGGCCGUAGAAGUUGAAGAUUUUAACAAGACAGGUUGACGACUUUGGGCCUAGACAAGAGCUUAAUUUGUUUUAUUGGGGGCGGAGAUAAAACUACCCAAAUUUCAGUUAGUUUUUGGCAUUUUACAAACUAGGACUGUCUACGUUACAACAUUAAAAGUGAGCUGCAGUCACAGCAAUGACCCAGAACUAUAUUGCAGGAGAAGAUAUCCAUUUUGAAUAUGAAGAUUCAAAAAACAACAAAAUAGACAAGGCAUAUGUGGCCAACCGUGACAUGACGGUUCAAGUUGAGCUUGAUAAUUCACACGAAGCCUACCCUGUUUCGAGAGUGAUCAAGCAAGAGGCCAACGGAAACGUUGUUGUUCAAGAGGUUGUUGAUGAUCACAAAUUUCACUCUUUUCACAGAAGUCAGCGCUACAAUGAACAAGGAGAAAUUGGAGAAGAGGACGAAGUAGGAGAAGACUACAAUGAUGAUGAAUAUGAUUAUCUUCACUCAAUUUGUGCAUACUGUCAGAAUGACCAUCGUUGCGACCACGACAUGCAGAUGGAGGAAGAAGAAGAAGAAGAAGAAGAAGAAGAAGAAUAUGAAUAUGAAGAAGAAGAAGAAGAAGAAGAAGAAGAAGAAGAAGACUAUAACGAAGAAGAAGACGAAGAAGACGAUGACGAAUACAAUGAUCACGAUUGUCAAUGUCCUCACCACCACUUGCACUAUUCACACCAUCACCACCAUCAUCAUAGCCAGCAUUACACAAAGCACGAACACAACCAGUAUGAUAACCACCAUGCCAGCCACCGACAUUGCAAGGAUACCAGCGGAGUUCCUCGCUCAAGUUUGCUAGAAAAGCAGAAAAGGAUAAUAAAGGAACAGAUACAAAGACCUGUCAGCGGGAACUUUCUCUGGGACUUUGAGUUUCCAGAAGAUAUACCUGAUAUGAUUGAAUUUUGGAUAGGGCUACCUUAUGAAAGGAAACGAGAAAUAGCCAAUAUAGAUUUUUUGAAAGAAUUGGACCAAAUUCAUGACCACCAAAAACCUCAGGGAAGUUGCAGGUUAUGCGGAAACAGAAAGUCUUCAAUAGAGAAAGAACUUGAAAAGUUAUACAAUGGGUAUUACAACGUGCGGAAACUUGCAACUGAAUCGUUGGACGAGUGUGACCUGAACAUAGAAACAAUAAAUACGAUAUUUUUCAUUGUCGAGGAGGAAAAGAUAAUUGAACAAGAAGAAUCUACGGAUGCCCUCGAACGAGAAUUACUAUCAAUGGCCGAUGAUCUAGUAAAAAAUAAUGGUGAAAACUUUAUCAGUCUGAUUGAGCAGCUGGACGGUGAGGCCAAAGACAGCCGAAUAUCCAACGCUUCAUCGGUAAGUACCGCCAAUGACGAAAACAACAGCGAUAUAAGGAAAACCCAUGGACCGGAAAUUAACAAAAAUGAUAACGAUCUACUUCAAAAGGGCGAAAACAUUCUUUACAAUGAUGAAAAUGAACACAACAACGAAGAUGGAGAUGACAACGUACGAAAGGACGAGAAGAAUGAAUUAAAGGAAGAAGGAAACCAUGAAGAGAAGGAUGGCGAAGAAAUUCUAGGGGAGGAAGAAGUAGAAGAGGAAGAGGAAGAUGAAGAGGAGGACGAAGACUACGGAUUUGAGAGCGACAAUGCAUCAUGCUCUUCUGAUGUUAGUGAAAAUGACUACACAUCUAGGAAGAGACUGGAAGAGACAUAUAAAAUGCUUCAGAUAUUCUCUUCUAAAAUUCUACGAAAAAAGGUUCAUGAUGCUUUUCAAGCCAAACGGGCUGAAGACAUAUCGAGGAGUCUUCUAGCGGAGGAAGAAAGAGAGAGCAAGUUGAAAAAGGAGAAAGAGGAGAAAGAGAAGAAGAAGAAGGAAAAAGUCAAGGAAAAGAAAAGACUGCAGCGGUUAGCCAAGGAAGAAGAGCGAAAGCGUCUUGAAAUAGAGAAAGAAGAGAGUGAAAGAAUGAUUAGGGAGGAACAGCUGCGUAAAACCGAAGAAGGCCGUAAGCGUAAAGAGGCAGAGAAGAAAAAACGAGAAGAAGAACUUAAGGCCAAACAAGAAGAAAAAAAGCGAAGGAAAGAACUGGAGCUGGAACGCUCAAGGAAGGAGAAGGAGGAAAAAGAGAGAAAGAAGCAAGAGGCGAAGAAGCAAAGAGAUGAGGAACUGCUGAAGAAGCGGGAGGAAAAGGAGAGGAAGGAGAGAGAACGCCAAGAGAAGAAAGAGCAAGAGAAACAAUUACUUUUGAAGAAACAGAUGGAAGAGGAGGAGAGAUUGGAAAAGCGUUUGAGUGAGCUCAAAUUAAUUCAGCAAAAGAACAAAGAAGCUGAUCUCGAGAAGGAGAAACAGAAGCAGGCCGAGAAGUCGCUGCAAGAGUCAAGACCAUUACAUAUGGGAACUCCUACUCCUCUUCCGAACAAUUCUGAAAGCUUGGGCAGCAAUGGUCUGCAUUCUCACCUUUUCAACUCAGACUUCAUACCUAUGAAUCAGUCUACGCUUGCCGCCCCUCCACAUCAUUUCCCAGGUUUUGACUCCACACCGCUCUUGGAAAGCCAUUCUUUGCUGAAUAUGAAGGCAGGCGCUUCCUCAAUGUACGGAGCAAACACUUUCACCAACCCAUUUGGCAAUGAUUCUAGCGGGUCCAACGCUCACUCUCUCCUCAACAACAACGGCUUGACCACCAACGUUGCGAACCCAUUGCUUAGCGAAGAGUUGGGCUUCCAGGAGCAGAACAAAGGAUUGUUCAAUUCGGCGUUGUUUGACUCCAAAAGCCUCAGUGGUGAGGGCACACCAAAGGUCAACGAGGGGUCUAUUUGGAACUCGAGUGUCACCCCACUCAACAACCUAGGCACUCGGGAGACGUCCCAGCCUGCCGCUACUGCUGCAACCGGACGUCACAAUUCUAUCUGGUCCUCCGGUGAGAUGUCCGGUACUAGGACACCCAGCUUUUCGUGGAGUACUCCUGUUGCAAACGGGGCGGAUCCGUUGGCCACCAACCCACACACAUCUGGCGUGAGCGUGAGUGCAACGGAGAGCCUCGGCAUACCACAGAUUGAGCUUAUCCAGCUGGAGAGUUUCAAGGCUGCUGGCCGUCUACCGCACAUCUCAUCCGACAUCCUUUCUGUGCCGUUGCUCUAUCACUACACAAGGUCCUUGCUUGCCGGGAAGCUUCCAAGCUUGAAGUUGGAACAGUUUGUGGCUGCCUUGUCUUUCGAUCUCGGCUCCAAGCUGCAGUUCUCGUUCAGCAUUUUCAAGGACGACAAGAAUGAAGACGUGGUGAAGAUUGUGAAGCGGUCUGCAAUGCUUCCUGCGAACGGAAUGGGCGGCAUGAACCUCAACAACCUCGGCAUGGACAUGAACUACAUGAACAGCAGCCAGCUCGGCGGCCUGAACGGCGGUCUGAACGUGUUCAACGGCAUGAACAACAUCAACCCGCUGAACUGCGGCGGGCUCGAGAACCUCGCCAUGAAUGGCAACGGACUCAAUUUGAUGAACAGUGACGCCGGUCUGCUGAACGCCCUGAACGGCAUGGGCUCCAUGCACACGAUGAACAUGAACCCGCUCAACAUGAACCUGGCUGGCCUGAACAUGAACACAAACAUGAACACAAACAUGGAUGUGGGCGGCCACAUGGGCCUUGGCGGCAUGCACAUGAACAUGAACGUCAACAUGUCGGGUCUCAACCCGCUGCAGGACUACAGUAACAGUGUUGGUCUUGACUCCAAGGAUCCUGACCGGCUCCAGCCUGCCGCCUCUGCCGCCGCCUCUGCUGUUGCUACCGCCGACGGACGCCACUCCUCCCGCUCCGGCUCCGUCCUAGCGUCUAGCACUGCCGCCACAGACACCUGGCCAUUGUUUUGACGUCCCCGCCGGACCCAAUAGCCCUGUGUAUCCGUCUGUAAUCCCUUUAUGUAGCUGUCUAGCCGAAACGUCAACAAGCAAAUCCGUUUUAUUACAAAAAUAGCAC